Zalophus californianus (California sea lion) is the source of this 747-nucleotide messenger RNA. RefSeq names its product putative elongation factor 1-alpha-like 3. NCBI's taxonomy places the organism in Eukaryota, Metazoa, Chordata, Mammalia, Carnivora, Otariidae. Gene Ontology annotation, biological process: translation; translational elongation. The coding region runs from base 1 to 732 and encodes 243 amino acids. The record is from RefSeq and is a predicted model, not a curated record. The transcript has 2 exons. Gene Ontology annotation, molecular function: GTPase activity; translation elongation factor activity; GTP binding.
AUGGCUAAACGAGAAGGAGGCUCCUUCAAGUAUGCCUGGGUCUUGGAUAAACUGAAAGCUGAACGUGAACGUGGUAUCACCAUUGAUAUCUCCCCAUGGAAAUUCGAGACCAGAAAGUAUUAUGUGACCAUCACUGAUGCCCCCGGACACAGAGACUUUAUCAAAAACAGGAUUAUAGGCACAUCUCAGGCUGACUGUGCUGCCCUGAUUGUGGCUGCUGGUGUUGGUGAAUUUGAAGCUGGUAUCUCCAAGAAUGAGCAGACCCAUGAGCGUGCCCUUCUGGCUUACACACUGGGUGUAAAACAACUAAUUGUUGGUGUUAACAAGAUGGACUCCACUGAGCCACUCUACAACCAGAAGAGAUACGAGGAAAUCGUUAAGGAAGUCAGUACCUACCUUAAGAAAAUUGGCUACAACCCCGAUAGAGUAGCAUUGGUACCAAUUUCUGGUUGGAACGGUGACAACAUGCUGGAGCCAAGUGCUGACAUGCUUUGGUUCAAGGGAUGGAAAGUCACCCGUAAUGAUGGGAAUGCCAGUGGAACCACACUGCUUGAAGCUCUGGAUUGCAUCCUGCCACCAACUCGUCCAACUGACAAGCCCUUGCAUCUGCCUCUCCAGGACGUCUACAAAACUGGUGGUAUUGGUACUGUCCCUGUGGGCCGAGUGGAGACUGAUGUUCUUAAACCUGGCAUGGGGUCACCUUUGCUCCAGUCAAUGUUACAACUGAAGUAAAGUCUGUUGAAAUGC